Messenger RNA from Nanorana parkeri, 2010 nucleotides. RefSeq names its product nuclear factor I X (gene NFIX). Gene Ontology annotation, cellular component: nucleus. The transcript is spliced from 16 exons. Gene Ontology annotation, molecular function: DNA-binding transcription factor activity, RNA polymerase II-specific; RNA polymerase II cis-regulatory region sequence-specific DNA binding. Lineage: Eukaryota; Metazoa; Chordata; Amphibia; Anura; Dicroglossidae. The record is from RefSeq and is a predicted model, not a curated record. Gene Ontology annotation, biological process: regulation of transcription by RNA polymerase II.
CUGCAGCUGAGAAAUCCUACAGGCUGGCUUGCAUAGAAGAUGGCAAGGUUCCAGUGUUUCAACGCUGACUUCCCUACAUUUUGGACUGGGUGUUAGAGUAAAAGCAAUUCAAGGAGAGCAGAAAGGAUCAGGAGAUAAGUUCCUCCCUCUGACUGAGUCAUACGACGACAAAGAGACAUUCAAAGAGAGAGACGGCCAGGAAAGCCUAUGAGAGAUAUUCCCGGACAGACGAGCGAGAAAAUUCAGCUCACAAAUAAAUGUGGGAAAUAAUCCACGUAGCCUGAGAAACGUGUGCGGAAAUCGAGGAAGACUUCCAGAGAAAAAGACAAAAUUGUUUUAGAGAUAGCCAGACACAGCGUUUGCGAGACAUCCAGAGUGAGAGAGAUUGCUGGAAGGAAGAUAAGUCCGGGCAAAAUGAAACAGUCGUAGACUGUAGCAAGAGAGUCGGAAAACGUAUCAAGAGACAUCAAGGAAGUGUGACGGUGCCAGAGAGAUGUACUCACCAUACUGCCUGACUCAGGAUGAAUUUCACCCCUUCAUCGAAGCUCUUCUUCCCCAUGUGCGUGCAUUCUCAUACACAUGGUUCAAUCUCCAAGCAAGGAAGCGCAAGUACUUUAAGAAGCACGAGAAGCGGAUGUCGAAGGACGAAGAGAGGGCGGUGAAGGACGAGUUAUUAGGGGAGAAGCCUGAGAUCAAGCAGAAGUGGGCGUCACGGCUCUUGGCCAAGCUGAGGAAAGAUAUCCGGCCAGAGUUCCGAGAGGACUUUGUCCUGACCAUCACCGGGAAGAAACCUCCGUGUUGUGUCCUCUCUAACCCAGAUCAGAAAGGCAAAAUUCGGAGGAUUGACUGCCUCCGCCAGGCAGAUAAGGUGUGGAGGUUGGACCUGGUGAUGGUCAUCCUGUUUAAGGGGAUUCCGCUGGAGAGCACAGAUGGGGAACGUCUCUAUAAGUCGCCCCAAUGCUCCAACCCAGGGCUGUGCGUACAGCCUCACCACAUUGGGGUGUCCAUCAAAGAGCUGGACCUCUACCUGGCCUUUUUCGUCCACACGCCUGGUAAAUGUCAGGCAGACAGGGGCAACCAAAAUUAAGAUAGUGAUCCUGUCCCACCGACUCCCGAUGGACAUCUCACUUUCCAGGACUGCUUUGUCACCUCUGGUGUGUGGAAUGUCACAGAGCUCGUCCGUGUGUCGCAGACGCCUGUUGCAACAGCAUCUGGCCCUAACUUCUCAUUGGCUGAUCUGGAGAGCCCGAGCUAUUACAAUAUAAACCAGGUGACACUUGGUCGGCGGUCCUUAACGUCUCCUCCAUCCAGCAGCUCGACAAAGCGCCCCAAGUCUUUGGAUGACAGUGAAUUAGAGAGCCCAGUGGAUGACGUCUUCUACCCGGGUACGGGCCGAUCACCUGCAGCUGGGGGCAGCCAGGCCAGCGGUUGGCCGAAUGAUGUGGACACAGGACCCGGGUCUCUUAAGAAGUCAGGCAAGCUCGAGUAUUGCCAGACCAGUUCUUCUCGCAUGCCAUUCACCCAUCAUCCCCUCCCUGUGUUGGCUGGAGUGAGACCAGGGAGUCCAAGGGCAUCGGCAUCUACUAUACACUUUCCUUCAACGUCCAUUAUUCAGCAGUCCAGCCCUUACUUCACUCACCCAACAAUACGCUACCAUCAUCACCAUCACAGCCAGGACUCCCUGAAAGAGUUUGUUCAGUUUGUCUGCUCAGACACCUCUGGACAGGGAGCAGGGCAGCCCAGCAGCGGGGCCCAGGGGAAAAUGUCGGGUUCCUUUUUGCUGCCACCCCCCGCACCCGUGGCCAGGCCUGUCCCCCUUCCCCUGCCAGACACAAAACCUGUCACCAGCAACAUUGUCCCAGAUGGAGGACUGGCAACACAAGCAUCACCCUCAUUCUCAGCGCCUCCCCCAGCCGGGUCCAACAGGUUUGUCACAAUUGGAUCACGAGACAGCAACUUUCUGAACCUCCCCCAGCAGUCUCAAUCCUCGUUCCUUUGAUAUCACUUGCU